GUGUGUGUGUGUGUGUGUGUGUGUUUGUGGGAAACAAUAGGAGACUGAAGAAUAUUGUGAGAUAGGAAGGAGAGGAACGGUGUAGCAUGGGGUUGCCAGGUUGAAUGAAUCCAGUGAAGCCUGUUGAGACCCAGCAGUCUUAGUGCGGGAAUUACGGUGAAUCUGGCAACCUAGUUUAGUGUAGUGCGCGUGCGCCUUGAUUUUGGCGCCAUCUAGCGGUUAAAGGCGGGAGGCUCGCGCGUCUGCGCUGCAGUGCGGAUAGACGCAGAGGGAUGGAGUGUGUUUGAGUCAGAGCGCUGCUGGGGCCUGAUUCCAGCAUCCUCACCGCCUCAGCAGCUCCCAGCAGCUCCCAGCAGCUCUGCUCCCAGCGCGGGGAUUCGGGUGUUGAUGCAGGUCACAUUGUUGUGUGGAGAGACCGUGUCCUGACCGUGUCCUGGCUGUGACUGUAGGGAAGGAGCCGGCUCAUGGUCACGUCCCAAAUGAAGAUUUUCAAGAGACGGAAAGGACCAAGCCUCUGUAGUCCGUGUGCCAGGCUGUCAGAGGAGGGCUGUGGCAUCGACUAGUUCGCUCGUGUUUGUGAGGUUUGGGAAGAAAUUAAUCAUGAUGAUUAAUGGGUCGUUUAAGCUGGGGGCGGCCCGAGUGUUGUCUGGGUGGCAGUGUUUAGCUCCUGCACUGCAGGAAAACGACAACAUGAGCGGAUCAACAGACUCGCAGGACCUCAUCCCUCCCAACUGUAUGGUGAAGGAGCGUUGGAAAGUGCUGAAGAAGAUCGGUGGUGGGGGGUUUGGAGAGAUCUACGAGGCUCUGGAUCUGCUGACGAAGGAAAAUGUGGCUCUGAAGGUGGAAUCGGCUCAGCAGCCCAAACAGGUGCUCAAGAUGGAGGUGGCUGUGCUGAAGAAGCUGCAGGGUAAGAAUCACGUGUGCAAGUUCAUCGGCUGUGGGAGAAACGACAAAUUCAACUACGUGGUGAUGCAGCUGCAGGGACGGAACCUGGCGGAAUUAAGGCGGAGUCAGCCACGUGGAACCUUCACCAUUAGCACAACGCUGCGUUUGGGAAAACAGAUCCUGGAGUCCAUCGAAGCUAUUCACUCUGUCGGCUUCCUGCACAGAGACAUCAAACCUUCUAAUUUUGCCAUGGGGAGGCUGCCUUCCACAUUCAGGAAGUGCUACAUGCUGGACUUUGGGCUGGCGAGGCAGUACACCAACACCAACGGGGAAGUGAGACCACCCAGGACUGUAGCUGGUUUUCGAGGCACAGUUCGGUACGCUUCAGUCAACGCUCACAAAAACAAGGAAAUGGGUCGCCAUGACGACCUCUGGUCUCUGUUCUACAUGUUGGUUGAGUUUGCUGUUGGUCAGCUGCCCUGGAGAAAAAUCAAAGACAAAGAGCAGGUGGGUCAGGUAAAGGAACGUUAUGACCAUAAGAUGCUGCUAAAGCACAUGCCCUCUGAAUUCAACAUCUUCCUCGAGCACAUCUUAAGCCUGGACUACUACACUAAACCUGACUAUCAGCUGCUGAUGUCAGUGUUUGAGCAGAGUAUGAAGGCACGAGUCAUCAUGGAGAAUGAACUGUAUGAUUGGGAGAAGAGCAACAUACAGCAGCACACACGGCAUACAGCAGCCAUGGCCAGAGUGCUGAACGUGAGCGCGGUCACUGGGGAGCCGCAGAGAGAAAGCACAGAGUUUGUUCUUGAGGAUGAGCACCUGAGUGAUCAGGAGAACGCUCCACCCAAUCCUGCUCCUGCCACUGCAGAAAAUGGUCCAGCACCCCCUGAUGGAGACGAGUGGGACAGCACCGAUAUCAACCGCAACAAACUGAGAAUCAGCCUGGGAAAGGAGGAUGAGGGAAACCGGGGUGUGUGUCCUGUCUCACCACAGAGAGGAGGGGGAGGGGCCGAGUCCCCCAGCGCACAGAUGCGCUCUCUCAGGUCGCGCAUGGACGCUCUCGGCUCUCCGUCCCGCCACCUUUACUCCUCACAGCCGGCCCAGAUGUUGUCCAUCGACGGUUGUCGUGGAGACCGCUGUCGCAACGACGGCUCCGAGGCACACAGCAAUGCCUUUAUCCGGUCCGUGCCGCUGGCCGAGGAGGAGGACUUUGAUAGCAGGGAGUGGGUCAUCAUCGACAAAGAGGCAGAGCUCAGGGACUUCCAGCACCGCCCACUAGGGGCAGAGCCAACCACAUCCGGCACUACUGACGAUGAGCCGGAGGAGCUCCGCCCCUUGGAUGAACAGAUCACACGUCCCCGACUGAACACUAGGGGCGUGGCUGAGAUGGAGAUGGUGAGGUGGAGUGGGCGGGGCCAACCACCAGAUAGUCCUGCACCAUCAACUUGUAUCUCGGGACGACUCAAACAGAGAGAGUCUGAGCCAAAUACACCUCACAGACAGGUUUCAGUAAAGAGGGACGUUCUACUCUCCCCGACUGACUAUCGGACCAAAUCUGCGUAUUCCGAGAAAGAAAUGUUCCAUAUUCUACCAAAGCUUCAGGCCAAGAGAGCAGAUUUCCUGAGCGUCAUGCUAACCGGGAGCCUCCAUCAGUGCAAAAACUUCAUGGCCACGCCCUCUGACACCCUGGACGACGGGCCGCAGGAAGAUGAUGUGACGAGGAGCGAGUCGGACAGUUUAGAUCAGAGCCAGGAUGAACCUCCUUCGACGUUACUAGCUGUUGACCCUCAGAAAGGAAACAGAGAUCCAGGUUCUGUGGCUGAUGGAGACCUGGAUCAAGAGGACAUCUCAAAAACUUUGGUUCUGUUCUCACCUGGAGAUAUGAGGAAGUCUCUGAAUUCUGGAGCUGGAACUGAUGUUCUGCAGAGUGAAAAGGAAGCUGUGGACCUCCAGACAUGUGUCUUAGAGAAAAACCAGCAACCUUCAACUAAACAUUGUGAUGCAGUUAAACAGAAAUGUGACCCACUUAUCAGCACCAUUCCUCCUACCUCUCCUCCUGGGACCAAUACGCAGAAGCAUCAAUCAGCACAAGAACCUCCGGAGAACCAGAAAGAGCUACAUGAUGGUAAGACUUUUGGAUUAGGAGUCCAACAAGAGUCGAAACAUUUGGCUUCUUCUACAUAUCCUUCUGUAACUAAGCCACUAGAACAAGAACCUUCCAAGAACCAAUGUAACAGUCCAGAUGAUCUUGGCAUCUCCAGUUUAGUCAGACAAAAAAGCAGUCCCUCAGCCACUUUACUGGCUCAAUCUGGUUCUGCAUCUCCUCCUUUCACCAGAGUUGAAAGGACCUUUAUCCACAUUGCUGAGACCACGCAUCUGAACAUCAUGUCAUCCCAAGUACAUCAGGUUCAGGGGGAGAACCUUGAACUACCUGAGUGUGAGGUGGAACCUCAAACCAGAACCAUCAUCCUAGAAGCAGGAAGCCUCUGGUCGAAACGUUCAUCUCGUCCUUCAGCAGAAGAAACUCAUAGGUAUAAUGAUGUUGAUGGACCUGUCCAGCACCAGAUUCCUGUCAACAUGGCAAUCGGGUUUUCUUCUGCUUCCAUGAAGACACGGCGACGUGGCCAAAGAGAAACAUCACCAGAAAAUCCCAAAGAGGGGUUCCAGUGUGGGACAGAAGGAGACACGCAAGAAGAAAAGAAUACAGCAUCUUCAUGCCUGAGGAUCAGAAGUCGGAUCCCCAUCCUGGUAGCAGACGACAGUGCUGCUGCAGAUCCGCCACCCUGCGAUCAAACCUGGAAACGAGCUAAGCAGCAGGAGUUUGUUCGACUGGUUCUGGAUAGACAGAGACAGAUCUCUUCCUCACUUUCCUCUGGAGACGAAGCCAGGAGAACCUCCGAGACUCCUUCCACCACUGAGGAAGACACACACCAGUCAGAUGACGUGAUUGGGAAAGUCAAGCAGGAGGUGAGGGAGCGAGGGGGCGAGGGGUGGAGCAGCAGGAUUCCUCGUCCUGUUACACCAAUCAGACGAGCUCCAGCCAAACUCCUGUUAACCAUCGCUACUAAAUCCACUGUGAGACCUGACCUGAGCACACACACUGCAAACCCCGGGAUGAAGUGUGUGCAGUCCAGAACCAGUGUGAGGUCCAAAUCUGCCCUGACCAGACCAGCGAGUCCUCGUACCCCGUUACGCUGCAUCUUCACUACCUCACGCAGCUUAAACUCCACCCACAGGACACAUAGCCCCUCCCCCCACCGCAUGAUUGCCAGGACUAGCACAGUCUCACAGGCACGCGGCGGCACACACAACCCCAAACACAACCCCACACACACCGGCACACACAACCCCACACACACCGGCACACACAACCCCACACACAACCCCACACAUGAGAAGGACAUGGAGAACCACACAGACAUGUGCAGGACACGAAGAACCCCACACAGACAUGUGCAGAACACGAAGAACCACACACAGACAUGA
Silurus meridionalis is the source of this 4371-nucleotide messenger RNA. RefSeq names its product tau tubulin kinase 1a (gene ttbk1a). Lineage: Eukaryota; Metazoa; Chordata; Actinopteri; Siluriformes; Siluridae. Gene Ontology annotation, cellular component: cytoplasm; nucleus. The record is from RefSeq and is a predicted model, not a curated record. The coding region runs from base 601 to 4371 and encodes 1256 amino acids. The transcript is spliced from 18 exons. Gene Ontology annotation, biological process: signal transduction; peptidyl-serine phosphorylation; peptidyl-tyrosine phosphorylation. Gene Ontology annotation, molecular function: protein serine/threonine kinase activity; ATP binding.